AUUUUAUCGAGCCGGACUAGAAGAAGUUGCAAUCACUCAAACAAAAAAAAUGUUGUUCCAAGUCGCGUUGUUCGUUGCUGGCUCGGUUACGUAUUCUCUGCUCAGCUUCCUACCCAACCUCGCCAAGGUUGGAAAAACAGAUUUCGCCUUCGAUGCCGCCAGCGUGGUUUUCUUUGCGGAGUUGGGCAAAUUGUUCCUGAGUUUGUUGUUUCUCUUCCGGGAAACGAACAAAUCGCUGCUGCGGAUGUGCCGGGAAAAACUCUUCACCAAAAUGAUGGCGAAGGAGAUUUUGAGUUUCAUGGUGCCCACCGUUUUGUACGCGAUAAACAACAAUUUGGACAUCAUACUCGCAAACCAUAUGGAUGGUGUGACGCAGCAGGUCCUGCUGCAAAACAAAAUUCUUGUGACCAGUCUAGUUUGGUGGGUCGUGUUUCGAAAACACCUGGAGCCUAGGCAGUGGUUUGCGCUGCUUCUCCUGACCGCGGGCAGCGCCAUUGCCGUCAGCAGCGGAGAGCAAGAGAAGGUGAAAGCGAUGGCAGAUGAUGAAAAAUCUUCUUCAGACCACAGUCAGAAGACCACCAAGACCUUCUGUACACCCACGGGCUUUGCGCUCGCGUUUUUCUAUUGCCUCUGCUCGGCGGGGGCGUCGAUUUACUGCGAAUACGUCUACAGACGAGAUGCGAAGCAGAGUGUACACGUGGCGAGCGCAGCGAUGUAUAUCGGAGGGUUGGUCGUCAACAACGGCAUCUACAUGUACAACACUUCAGGAAUUACAGCGUCGGCUUCACCAGAUUCUUCAAAUAGUAUCAAAACUAGCCUGCCCCAAACACGCGUUGAAGAUUUCAAAAUCCCCGAGCUCUUCCUUUUCCGCGGGUGGAAUGUUUUCACGGUACUGGAUUGUGGGAACAAAGCUCUCCUCGGCCUCACGCUGGGGUACGUUAUGCGCUACCUCGGAAACUUACACAAGCUGUUCAUGUUCGGGGCCAGCAUGUUCUGUUCCGCGGUUCUGGGGAUAUUGGCGAGCGUGUUCUUACCAAACCACCCCGCAGUGCACUACAGUCCAACAAUACGGUCAGUAGCCGGGAUGACGAUCGUGUUGGUAAGUUUGGUGCUCUUCAACUAUACGGAGCUGAAGAGCCAAAUUCUGAAAAAUUCCAGGAAGAAAAUGCAGCGAUCAAGCACGCCUACUUCUGUGCGGAAUAAACCCCUAUCGCCGAAAAACAGUGGACCGUCGUCACCGAAAGGUAGUGGAGGUGGUUCUUCGGCAAACGCCGGUUCGUUGACCGGUGGUAGGACGAGUACCACAGGAGGCGGGAGUAAGAAUGCGAUGAAAAUGGACGCUUCGAAGAAGCAGAUGUAAAGCGAAACAACGGGACAGGCCUGAUGAAGACUGAUUUUCACUUUUAUAUUUACGUAAAUGAACACGACAAUUGAUACAAAUCAUUAUAAAGCAGGAGUUUAUAGAUUGUAUAGAAAAAAGAAAAUGCACCAGAACCACGCGGCUACAUGUUGCAAGCGGGUAGCAAGCAAUAAACAAACUU
This is a messenger RNA of Amoebophrya sp. A120, 1541 nucleotides long. The record is from the annotation of a GenBank genome assembly. Lineage: Eukaryota; Dinophyceae; Syndiniales; Amoebophryaceae.